CCUCCUUCACGUCCGCCAUGUCAAUGUCCAAGCGUAUUCGCAUCUACACCGCUGAGGACGUCGCCGAGCAUCACUCUACGACGAGCUGCUGGGUCACCCGUGGUGGUAAAGUCUACGACAUCACAAAGUUCCUCGAUGACCAUCCGGGAGGAGACGAAAUCGUCUUGAAGUAUGCCGGCCUGGAUGUCGGCGAGAUCAUGAAGGACACUCUCGAGCACGAGCACUCGGAUUCCGCCUACGACAUGCUCGAAGAAUUCAUCAUUGGUCGCCUGGGCACAGGCGAAGCUGUGGUCAGCGACGACUGGGAAGCGACGGAUGACUUCGAGCCCGAAGAGACGGACGCGACCAGGGACUUUGAGAAGAAUCAGUUCCUCGACCUACGCAGGCCGUUACUCAGGCAAGUUUGGGCGGCCAGCUGGAGCAAGUCGUACUACCUUAUCCAGGUGCACCAGCCUCGACACCUUGUGGAUUCCGCGCCGUUAUUUGGCUCUUCCUUCCUUGAUGUUUUCACCAAAACGGCCUGGUAUGUUGUCCCUACCCUCUGGCUGCCCAUCGCCCUCUAUCUUUAUCUCCGCUCUUCCGUACAAUUCACGCUCGGUAACAACGCCUUGCCUCCGUUCUAUGAGGAUCCGAGUGCUCCUCUCCGUAUAUUGCUUAGGAUCGGCAUUCCCGCCUCUACCUUCGCCAAGACGACUGUUUGCUUCCUCUUUGGCAAUCUUGUCUGGACCUUCCUCGAGUAUACCCUUCACCGCUUCCUAUUCCACCUCGAUUACUACCUGCCGGAUCACUAUACCUGCCUCACGUUGCACUUCCUGCUGCAUGGUAUUCAUCACUACUUGCCUAUGGAUAGGCUGAGAUUGGUCAUGCCUCCAGUGUUGUUCGCAGCUCUUUCCUAUCCAUUCACGCAGCUUGCCCAUCUCCUGUUCCCUGCUGCCGUAGCUAAUGGCAUCAUUACUGGAUCCUAUACAUUCUACGUGUUGUAUGACUGCAUGCACUACGCCAUGCACCAUACACGGCUGCCGGCCUACCUGAAGGAGAUGAAGAAGUAUCAUCUCGCCCACCAUUACAAGAACUUUGACCUCGGCUUCGGCGUUACCAGCAAGAUGUGGGAUUACGUGUUUAACACCGUUCUUCCGGUUUAAGGUAGCUUCAAUGCCACCAAAUAUCGUCGGCGUUUUUAGCCUGCAAGGCUCGGCUGCGGUAUGGUUAUUGUAAUUCGAGAGAUGUACGAUAUAGUCGAAUAAUGUUGGCCAGAGGACUGUCUGCUCGUGUUUGCGCUAUGCAUCACGGAUGACCCCCACUUAUUUCUUAGGCACUGCUAUUCUAGUGAAUGCGAUUUGUGAACGG
Phanerochaete carnosa HHB-10118-sp is the source of this 1347-nucleotide messenger RNA. RefSeq lists its product as uncharacterized. Gene Ontology annotation, biological process: lipid biosynthetic process; fatty acid metabolic process. The transcript is spliced from 5 exons. Bases 18 to 1142 code for a protein of 374 amino acids. The record is from RefSeq and is a predicted model, not a curated record. NCBI's taxonomy places the organism in Eukaryota, Fungi, Basidiomycota, Agaricomycetes, Polyporales, Phanerochaetaceae. Gene Ontology annotation, cellular component: endoplasmic reticulum; membrane. Gene Ontology annotation, molecular function: fatty acid 2-hydroxylase activity; heme binding; iron ion binding.